Molecule: messenger RNA, 2983 nt
Organism: Pocillopora damicornis (cauliflower coral)
Lineage: Eukaryota; Metazoa; Cnidaria; Anthozoa; Scleractinia; Pocilloporidae
Product: piwi-like protein 1
Molecular function (GO): protein binding; RNA binding
Source: RefSeq, a predicted model, not a curated record
GCUACUGCUACUCUGUGAGGCGCUCAGGAACAUUGUGAGGCACUAAACGGCCUGAGUCCUCCAUAAGCAGAAUAUGACUGGGAGGGCAAGGGGAAGAAGUCGAGGGCGCGGGCGAGGUGGAGGAGAAGCAUCACGGCCUGGAGAUGGCGCUCAGCAAGUUGCACCAGUUGUUGGACGUGGGAGAUCCCGGGGUCCCCCACCCGGCCAAGUUCCACAACAGCAGCGACCAGUGGCACCUCCUAUAGAGGCCAUGGCUGGGAUGAGCAUGAAAGAACAGAGGCCUCAUGUGCAGAGUACAUCUGGUGCUCAAGAACAAAGACCGCCAUGUCUGUCAAGAGAUGUGGACGACAAUGUUAAUACCAAGCCAGCUCACCUUAUUGAUAAAAAGGGAAACACUGGAACAAGGAUAGACUUGGUGACCAACCACUUCAAACUAAGAACCACAACAAAUUUUGGAGUUUACCAGUACAAUGUGAGCUUCAAUCCGGAGGUUGAGGCAAAACGUGCUCGGAUUGCUAUACUUUCCAGCCAGCGUGAUCUUAUCGGGCCAGUGCGUGCAUUUGAUGGUAUGAUUCUUUAUUUGCCAAGACGCCUUUCAGAAAUUGAAACAAGGUGCAACGUUACCCGGCCACAAGGAGAUGUUGUCCAGAUGACCAUAACGUUUACAAAUGAAGUUGAACCAGGUUCUCCAUCUAUGCUGCAGUUAUACAAUAUAAUCUUCCGAAGGAUUCUAAAGGACAUUGGUAUGCAGCAAGUAGGGCGAAAUUAUUACAACAUUUCAAAGCCAAUUGAAAUUCCGAAGUUUGGGUUGCAACUUUGGCCUGGUUAUUCUACCUCAAUCUUGCCAUAUGAGACAGACAUUCUCUUGUCUGCAGAUGUUUCACAUAAAGUACUGAGAACUACAACUGUUUUAGAGUAUCUUUAUGAGCUAUAUGAAUGCAUGGGUCAGAGAGGGAAUUUCCACAUGGAGGCCACAAAGAAGCUUGUAGGCCAAAUUGUUCUGACAAGGUACAACAACAAGACAUACCGCAUUGAUGACAUAAAUUGGGAAAUAUUCCCAACCAACACCUUCCAUGGAAGGUUCAAGGGAGUAGAAAGAGACAUCACCUACGUGGAAUAUUACCAAGAGACUUACGACAAGGAAAUCACAGAUAUGGAACAGCCACUACUUGUUAGCCGUCUGAAGAGAGAGCCAGGACAGAAGACCAGAAUCCCCAGUGGUGAACUUCUUCUGGUACCAGAAUUGUGCUUCUUAACAGGGCUAACCGAUGAGAUGCGUAAUGAUUUCAGUAUGAUGAAGGAUCUGGCAGUUCACACCCGUGUAGAUCCUAUGGCACGCAACAAGUCCUUGAUGACGUUUAUUGACACAAUAAGCAGUAAUUCAGAUGCAUCAGCAGAAUUGUCUGGAUGGAAUUUAGAGUUUGAGAAAAGGACUCUUCAGAUGUCAGGAAGAGUUCUUCCUCCAGAAAAGAUUUUCCAGAAGAGUAAGAGUUUUUCUUAUGAUCCAAAGACUGCUGAUUGGUCAAGGGAAAUGCGAGGAAAUCCACUUCAAAGCACUGUAAAUCUGGACAGCUGGCUUCUUAUAUACAGCAGCAGGGACAGUGGAAAUGCAAAAGAUUUUGCACAAACUUUGAGCAAGGUUUGCGGUCCAAUGGGCAUCAAAGUCUCAAAAUCUGUUGAAUGCCAGCUCAAUAAUGACAGAACUGAAAGUUACCUAGAUGCCAUUAAAGGUAACUUCAGUGAUUCACUUCAGAUGGUAGUAACUAUUUUGACAACAAACCGCAAAGACCGCUACGAUGCCAUUAAGAAGUUGUGUUGCUUGGAAACCCCAGUUCCAUCCCAGGUCAUUGUUGGCCGAACCAUCUCAAAGAAGAAUAUGCUAAUGAGUGUAUGCACCAAAAUUGGCAUCCAGCUAAACUGUAAACUUGGUGGUGAAGCAUGGGCUGUCGAAAUUCCUAUGAAGAGGACUAUGGUGAUAGGAAUUGACACUUAUCAUGACAGUCUGCAGAAGGGCCGCUCUGUUGGUGGAUUUGUUGCAAGUACAAACGCUACCCUCACAAAGUAUUAUUCAAGGGUGACUUUUCAACAUACGGGAAUGGAGCUAAUUGAUGGUCUAAAGACUCUUAUGACUGCUGCUCUCAAGAAGUACAGGGAUCUGAAUGGUGGCUUGCCAGAUAGAAUCAUUGUUUAUCGUGAUGGUGUUGGUGAUGGCCAGUUGAAAACUGUUGUAAACCAUGAAGUUCCACAACUGAAAGCAUCCUUCAAGGAUCUUCCAAUAGAUUACUCACCGAAAUUUGCAGUGGUCAUAGUGAAGAAGAGGAUCAGUGCAAGAAUCUUCCACCAAACUAGUGUUGACGCUCUGAGCAAUCCACCUCCUGGCACUGUAGUUGACUCGGUUAUCACAAAGAAGCAGUGGUAUGACUUUUUCUGUGUGAGUCAGUCAGUUCGUCAAGGAACGGUGUCACCAACCCAUUACAAUGUGAUCGAAGACAGCACUGGUCUGUUGCCAGAUCACUUCCAGCGCCUCACUUACAAGCUAACACAUCUGUACUAUAACUGGCCGGGCACCGUACGCGUACCAGCUCCUUGCCAGUACGCCCACAAAUUGGCUUUCCUAGUUGGACAGUCACUCCAUAAGCCUCCCCAUAUUGAACUCGCCGAAAAACUGUUUUUCCUCUAAUGGUAGAUGUCUGCCGUGGAAAAGUGUUAAACUUCGUUUCGGUUUUCUCUGCUCUUCAUAUCACCGUUAGUCCUAAUGAAGGACAAGAUGACAGUUGUUGCGUUUUGUUGGAAAUUUGAUUGAAUACAGUUAAUAUAAACGGAGGGAAGUUAUUCAUCGGAAGUUAUUCAUUACAGCAUGGAGACACUUUUUCCUCUCUUAGGGAAGAAAAUUUAAACCCAUUUACUCCGUUACUUGAUCACUUUUUUGAUCACAUGUUUCUAUUUUCGCAGAAAUACUAUUAAAUUGUUGUUUUGAACAUUG